AUGCUCGCCCAAAGACUCUUCUAUCUCACCUCAUGCUUUUUGGUGGCCUUUGGGCAAAUUGACCCGUUGCCACAUGGACUGCCUCCCCUUGACCUUCGUUACCCUAAAAGGCCAUGGGUACUCCCGGGAGACACGCUUGAAAUGUCAGACACGCAUCCCUUGCCGCAAAUCAGCAGCCUCCGAUUCCACGCAAACUCAACCUAUCUGAUCGUCAUGGUGGAUCUCGACGUUCAAGUCGGGCAAACCUCAACGGUCGUCCUCCACUGGUUUCAACCAAACCUGGUGAUGCGCAACGACAAGCCGUGGCUAGAGCCGGACGGCCAUGGGAAGGGCCCGUUCGGCAAACACCCGGCGGAGUAUAUUGCUCCCCAACCCCCGCCAAACACGCAUCACCGGUACGUCUUGCUUGCGUUCGAGCAACACGAGCAGUACAUGUUCCCCGGCUGUUUCGGACAUAUUUUCCCCAAGACAAUGGAGGCACGGGCCGGGUUUGAUCUCCGUCAGUUUGUUGAGGUCACUGGCCUCCAACGUCCCGUGGCUGGUAACUAUUUCUUCGUCCACAAUGACGGGCCUACGACAGUGACGUCGAGCACGCCCACCCCAACGCCAACGACGACGUGGAUAAGAACCGCUCCCUGUAGCCAGCCGGUGAUUGCAACGGCUACCAGUCCAGCAGAGGUUCGGGAGCAUGUGAGGGGGGCGCAAGGGCGGCAAACUGUCAUGUAG
Messenger RNA from Aspergillus mulundensis, 726 nucleotides. Its product is annotated as YbhB/YbcL family Raf kinase inhibitor-like protein. The transcript is spliced from 2 exons. Gene Ontology annotation, biological process: regulation of proteolysis; regulation of Ras protein signal transduction. The record is from RefSeq and is a predicted model, not a curated record. Gene Ontology annotation, molecular function: peptidase inhibitor activity; phospholipid binding. Bases 1 to 726 code for a protein of 241 amino acids. NCBI's taxonomy places the organism in Eukaryota, Fungi, Ascomycota, Eurotiomycetes, Eurotiales, Aspergillaceae.